GGACAAAAGAAAGGCUGGAUGUCAAAAGAUCUAGACAAGUUAUUUACAUUUGGGCAGUGCGUGGUGGAGUGGUGGAGGAAAAAGAGAGUGCAUCCACUUAUUUCUUCCUCAUUCAUCUCUUCAGAGGCCUGUUCUAUUGACUGAAGAAUGGCGCAGAAGGCAGAGAGAACGGCCUCUACUGACAGUGCCAAAACCGCCCAAGCAGCUGACGGAGCUGCUCUUAAGCCCGCCCUCAGGAAAACAGCAGGGGAUACACCAAAGAAAUCAAAAAACAAGAAGUCCAAUGAAGAAGUAUACACAAACCUGCUCAACAGUGUUUUUGGACAGGAGAGAGAGCUGUCCCAGCCAGAAUUGGAUGAGUUGGCGGAGGCCUUUAAGGAGUUUGACUAUGAUCAGGAUGGCUACCUGAACUAUAAGGACCUGGCUGAGUGCAUGAGGACUAUGGGCUACAUGCCCACUGAGAUGGAGCUGCUGGAGAUCAUUCAGCAGAUUAAAAUGAGGUUGGGUGGUCUGAUGGAUUUUGAUGAUUUCUGUGAGCUGAUGGGGCCGAGGAUGAUGGUGGAAACAGCUCAUAUGCUUGGACUGAAAGAACUAAAGUCCUCCUUUAAACAGUUUGAUACGGAUGGUGAUGGGAAGAUCACUCUGGAUGAGAUGAAAGAGGCAGCAAAGACUUUACUGGGAGAGAAACUGAAGAAAGGAGAGCUAGAGGAGAUUCUGAAGGAAAUGGACCUCAACGGAGAUGGCACUGUGGAUUUUGAUGAAUUUGUUAUGAUGCUGUCAGUGCAGUAGCCAUCACUAUAGUGUUAUUUAGGGACUUUCUAAAUUCCUGCUACAACGACUCCAGCUAC
Pygocentrus nattereri (red-bellied piranha) is the source of this 848-nucleotide messenger RNA. RefSeq names its product calcium-binding protein 2. The record is from RefSeq and is a predicted model, not a curated record. Gene Ontology annotation, molecular function: calcium ion binding. The transcript has 8 exons. The coding region runs from base 148 to 789 and encodes 213 amino acids. NCBI's taxonomy places the organism in Eukaryota, Metazoa, Chordata, Actinopteri, Characiformes, Serrasalmidae.